CUUCAUCUCCUUUCAACUAAGUUCUGAUUCAUACGGGCUCAUAAAUCAAUUUUGGUUUAUCAUUCACAGAAGAAGGAACCAACAUGGGAUCUAACUUAUUUGGUGUGAUGUAUGGUGAUAGUUCAUCAGAGUCACCUCAUGUCCUUACUUUCCAUUCCACUGCUAAAUGGAAUGCUCACUAUGAUGCAUUCAAAGAAACUGAUAAGCUGAUGGUUAUUGAUUUCACUGCUUCUUGGUGUGGACCUUGCAAACUCAUGGACCCAAUUAUCCAAGAGUUUGCUGCAAAAUACACAGACGUUGAGUUCGUCAAGAUUGAUGUGGAUGAGUUAAUGGAGGUAUCUCAAGAAUUCCAGGUGCAGGCAAUGCCAACUUUCAUACUGAUUAAGAGAGGCAAAGUUGCUGAUAAAGUGGUGGGAGUAAGAAAGGAGGAGCUACAAAGGUUGAUUGAGCAGCACAGAAAAUAAAUGUGUGAUCAUGCACUGUGCUAAAAUCAGCAAGGCUAUAUUCAACAUAUUCUACCUUGUCCAUUACAAGGGAAUGAGGACAAAUCAACUCAUUGGAAGCUAAAUAAGUUGGUGCAAUUAUUUUCAACCCAAAAAAAAGUGUCAUUGUUUAAUGCUUACAAUUAUAAUGUAAUAUGUAGUCCUAUUUGUCAUGUGUCGGUGCUCAUUUUGAACCACGAAAAAUGACAUAAAAGGGCAUCGAUGCAUCUGAAUC
Molecule: messenger RNA, 717 nt
Organism: Gastrolobium bilobum
Lineage: Eukaryota; Viridiplantae; Streptophyta; Magnoliopsida; Fabales; Fabaceae
Product: thioredoxin H2-like
Exons: 3
Coding region: 84-464 (126 amino acids)
Molecular function (GO): protein-disulfide reductase activity
Source: RefSeq, a predicted model, not a curated record